Molecule: messenger RNA, 1982 nt
Organism: Fusarium odoratissimum NRRL 54006
Lineage: Eukaryota; Fungi; Ascomycota; Sordariomycetes; Hypocreales; Nectriaceae
Product: phospho-2-dehydro-3-deoxyheptonate aldolase
Exons: 1
Coding region: 293-1708 (471 amino acids)
Biological process (GO): aromatic amino acid biosynthetic process
Molecular function (GO): 3-deoxy-7-phosphoheptulonate synthase activity
Source: RefSeq, a predicted model, not a curated record
GGCUACCAUCGGCAACGCCACAUUUCUUUGUUAACUCAAUUAAACUUCACUUUUUUCGGUUCCAGGUGCAGGUGCAGUCCAGGGUGCGUCUUGACCAUCUGUCUUUGUUCUGUGACUCACUCACUCUCAUCUUGAUACAAUAAACCUCGACUCUUCCACAAAUACUCAACAGACCUCAUAUAGACACUACAACACACUGAUCAAGUCGGGCACUUGAUUCUUUUCUUUUGUGCGGUUGGCUCCGCCCAGUUUUGAAUCUGUCGUCUCGCUCAUCCCACCUCUUACACACAAAAUGGCUUCAUCUUCCUCUGCCGGCUGGGAACCCUCUUCAUGGCGCUCAAAGCCCAUCAAGCAAUCGCCCAACUACCCUGACGCAGAGCCUCUCGCCAAGGCUGUUGAGGAACUCACGCAACUUCCUCCUCUGGUCCAUCCCAAUGAGAUCAUUGCCCUCAAAGCUCAUCUUCGCGAUGUCGCACAAGGAAAUGCCUUCCUUCUCCAAGGUGGCGAUUGUGCUGAGCUCUUUGAUUAUUGUCGCCAGGGCCCUAUUGAGAGUAAAAUCAAAUUGCUACUGCAAAUGAGUGUUGUUCUCAUUUGGGGAACAAACAAGAGAGUUGUGCGAAUUGGUCGAAUGGCUGGGCAGUAUGCGAAGCCGCGUUCUAGUCCUACUGAGAUGGUCGAUGGAAAGGAAGUCCCUAGCUUCAAGGGCGAUAUCAUCAAUGGCUUCCGUCUUGAAGAUCGAGAGAUCGAUCCUAACCGCCUUGUGAAAGCCUAUCACCACUCUGCUGCCACUCUGAACUACAUUCGCGCUGCUCUCGCCUCUGGCAUCGCUGAUCUUCAUCGACCUCUUGACUGGGGUCUCGGACAUGUGAGAGACCCGGAGCUCAAGGAGAAGUACUCAGCUAUUGCCUCAAGUAUUCAACAGACCCUGCGCUUCCUGCAGGUCAUCAAUGCUCGUCCCGGAGAACUCGAUUCCGUCGAGCUUUUCACCAGUCAUGAAGGUCUUCUUCUCGACUAUGAGCAGUCUUUGACUCGUUUGCUUGAGAAGCCUACUGCCAGAACCUCAAGCCCUACUCCUGCAGCUGACGACGGUGAGAAGAAGGAGUACUAUGAUACCUCUGCGCAUUUUAUCUGGAUUGGUGACCGUACUCGCCAGAUCGAUCAUGCCCACGUUGAGUUCUUCCGCGGAAUUGCCAACCCAAUUGGUAUCAAAGUCGGUCCUACAACACCAGCCUCAGACCUUCUUUCUCUCCUUCGCACGUUGAACCCCUCUCGCGAGCCUGGCAAGAUCACCCUCAUCACUCGUUACGGUGCUGCCAAGGUGCGCGAUCUCCUCCCCACGCAUAUUCGCGCGGUUGAGGACUCCGAGUACCGUCGUACGGUUGUCUGGCAAUGCGACCCCAUGCACGGCAACACACUAUCCACACCCACAGGCAUCAAGACACGUCGUUUCGGCGAUAUCUACCGUGAGCUUGAGGAGACACUACGCAUUCACAAAGAGGAGGGUAGCAACCUUGGUGGUAUGCACCUCGAGCUCACUGGUGAUGCUGUUACAGAGUGUUUGGGUGGCAGUGAGGGAUUGGAUGAGGAUGAUUUGUCGACAAACUACACUAGUUUCUGUGACCCAAGACUCAACGAGAAGCAGGCUCUCGAGUUGGCCUUCCUGGUUGCGGAUCAUUUCUCUAGGGAGAACAAGGCACGAUCGGCCUGAGCAUAUGAGUGACACUAAAGUUUGACAUGACGAAAAUGUACAUUGGAACAAAAUAGGAGCAGUAAAUAUCAUGGUAGCAACUUGGGAAUAAGCAGAAAAAUGAGACAUUGAAACACUUGGAUGCGUGUGAGGAAUCUUGAGUGAUAAACACAGCACUGACGACAGUGAUCUUGUGAUUUGGUGCCUUCUUUCAUCUCUAAUCUAAGCAUAUGGGCUUGUCUUUCAAAACACAAGUUAAUUCACAUCAUGUCCAUCUCAAAUUAUUGUGCUGCCG